AUGGCAAGCAAAGCAGUUAUCCUCCCGAAGUCUCUAUCCGACCCCACCCAAUGGGAUAAGCUCAUCGACAAGUACAGAGCCUUCAGAUUAUCAGCACUGGAUUUGUCUCCAAAGUCCUUCAGUUCAACUUACGCCAGGGAAGUUGAACUGCCAAAGGAAAAAUGGGAGGCACGUUUGAGCGACCCCCUUGCAAUAAAUACUGUCGUCGUCUCGAACACCGAUACUGGUUCGGCAGAUGACCUUUCGCUCAUCCUCAACUCAUCGUGGCUUGCUUCACUAGUCUUGUGUGGCCCGUUUGAUGCACAUUCGGCCACGAAAACAUGGGAACGACAGCAGAAUUUUGAUCCAGGAUGCCUCAACUUUGGCCCACUAAAUCCUGAUGUUAAACAGGCUUACGUCCUGAAUGCAAUCUACGUGCCUCCUUCUCAGAGGCGCAAGGGUCUGGCAAACAGACUUAUUGAAAACGCUAAACAACUUGUGGUUGGAACACAUAGAGAGAACAAAGUUAUGCUAGUUCUGAUUGUUAACUUUGAGUCUGUCGCAGCAAUGAAGUGCUAUGAGAAAUCUGGUUUUGAACUGGUGCACGAUUAUUGGUUUGAUGAGUCCGACUCUACCAAGGGCCAUGCGGCUGUGAUGAGAUUGGACGUGAAGGUGGAUGAUUCUAGUAACUAG
Molecule: messenger RNA, 672 nt
Organism: Fusarium venenatum
Lineage: Eukaryota; Fungi; Ascomycota; Sordariomycetes; Hypocreales; Nectriaceae
Molecular function (GO): acyltransferase activity, transferring groups other than amino-acyl groups
Source: RefSeq, a predicted model, not a curated record